AUGGGUGUAGAAUCUGUGACAACAGACCUAGCAAAUGAUCAAGUUGUUGUGAAAGGUAUCAUCGAUCCAGAAAAGCUGGUCAGUGAUGUGUACAAGAGAACCAGAAAGCAAGCUUCCAUUGUGAAGGAUGAAGAAAAGAAGGAAGAAGAGAAAAAGGAAGAAGAGAAGAAAGAAGAAGAGAAAAAGGCUGAGAAAGAAGGAGAAAAGAAAGAAGGUGAAGAAGGAAAGGGAGAAGAGGAUAACAAGAUUGACAUCAAGAAAAGCGAAUAUUGGCCUGCAAAGUACUUUGUGGAUUACACUUAUCCCCCUCAAAUUUUCAGUGAUGAGAAUCCACAUGCUUGCUCUGUUAUGUAGCUGAUGACUCUUACCUCUGAAGUAUUUUAGUUUGCCACAUAUGCGAUUUCCAGGCGUUACUAUAUGCUAGUUAUAAAUGAGUGUGCUGGCAAUCGAGGGUUUAUUCCUUCUGUGGCAUUGUUAAACAAUUCAAUCUUCUGUUUCUGGGGAUAUGAUGUAUGUAGAUACACAAAACAUGGAUAAAUAUUUAAGUCUGCAGGAGUUUUACGUUUUGGCCUUUUUUAGUAGAGCAAAUUGUUGCUUGUUGAGUUUAUGGUUUCUAAGUCACUUCACGAGUUCCUAAUCUCUUGGAAUUGAGGUAAAUAUCACUUCGAAAG
This is a messenger RNA of Ilex paraguariensis (yerba mate), 671 nucleotides long. Lineage: Eukaryota; Viridiplantae; Streptophyta; Magnoliopsida; Aquifoliales; Aquifoliaceae. The record is from the annotation of a GenBank genome assembly.